Impatiens glandulifera is the source of this 705-nucleotide messenger RNA. Its product is annotated as non-specific lipid-transfer protein 1-like. NCBI's taxonomy places the organism in Eukaryota, Viridiplantae, Streptophyta, Magnoliopsida, Ericales, Balsaminaceae. The transcript is spliced from 2 exons. Gene Ontology annotation, cellular component: membrane. Gene Ontology annotation, molecular function: lipid binding. Bases 61 to 435 code for a protein of 124 amino acids. The record is from RefSeq and is a predicted model, not a curated record. Gene Ontology annotation, biological process: lipid transport.
CACAAAAACAAACAAAGACAAAUUAAAUUGUUGAGAUACCAUUAAUAUAUCUUUCUUCUCAUGGCAAGCUCAGGAUCAAUGAAGAAGAUGAAUCUUGCUUGUGUGGUUCUAAUGAUGAUGAUCAUGAGUAAUAUUGCACCCCAAGCCCAUGCAUUAGGAUGUCCUGAUGUCUUGGCUUACUUGAGGCCUUGCAUUUCCUAUUUGACUGGGGGAGGCGCCGGCGCCAUACCGUAUCCCUGCUGUGCCGGUGUCGGCUCACUUAAUAAUGCAGCAAGAACAACUCCCGACCGCAAGACUGCCUGUGUAUGCUUGAAAUCCCUCUCCGGAUCUUUGCCUCCUAGAUCUGUUGCCGCCGCCGCCGGAAUCCCUGGAAAAUGCCGUGUCAAUGUUCCAUACAAGAUUGACCCCAGAACUGACUGCUCCAAGGUGGUGUAAGAGAUUGAGAAAUGGCGUGUUCUAUUUUAAGUACUAGUUUGUAUCCCUAAGUAUGAAGAAGAGAAGAAUAAAGAUUGAGAGAGAAUGGACCAUGGAUCUUGAACUCUCAUUCAUAUCUACACUUGUAUUGUGAAGCCUCAUUCUUGAUUUGAGAGCUUCUUCUAAAACAUAUAUAUGCAUCUAUCUAUGUAUCAUCUUUUUGGUGAAUGGUAAUCAUGUUUUCUACUUAAUGUUAUGUUCUUUAUAUGUAUUCAAUUAUGUCUUUAGAUU